Molecule: messenger RNA, 1752 nt
Organism: Penicillium griseofulvum
Lineage: Eukaryota; Fungi; Ascomycota; Eurotiomycetes; Eurotiales; Aspergillaceae
Product: beta-catenin-like protein 1
Exons: 10
Coding region: 1-1752 (583 amino acids)
Cellular component (GO): spliceosomal complex
Source: RefSeq, a predicted model, not a curated record
AUGACGAAUGUCGACGAGCUUUUUAAAAAACCAUCUGCCACAGGGAGCGCUAAGCGCAAGUUUGAGCCUGUCCAAGAUCCAAAUGAGCUCUAUAAAUCAGCGAAACUAGACCCCAGCGGCGCUGUGAGAUCAAAGGGGAAAGCACCAAUGGUGGAGGAAGAGAUUGACGAUGGCGAAGCUGGACCCGAGCUCCCUCCCGACUUUGAGGAGGAUAUCCCAGACGACGAGGAAGGCCGCUUUUUCGGCGGCGGAAUGGAGCGAAAGACAGCCCAAGCAAUGGAAUACAUCGACCAGCAAGAAGAAGACGAGGCUGCGCCCGAGAAGUUCGACUCUGCGUGGGUGCGCCGCUUCGCAUUGAAUUUCGAGAAGAAGAUCUCCAAGAAUGCUGAACUACGCGCAAAGUUUGAGAGUGAUCCGCAAAAGUUCAUGGCUUCCGAGGCCGACCUGGACACCGAAAUCAAAGGCUUAUCAAUCCUGUCUGAGCAUUCUGAUUUAUACGAGGAGUUUGCCAAGAUGGGCUGCGUCGCAUCAUUGACCUCUCUCUUGUCGCAUGAAAACGCCGACAUCGCCAUUGAUGUCAUCCAGAUAAUCGGUGAAUUGACAGACGAGGACGUGGAGGCAGAACAGGAACAAUGGGAUGCUCUUGUUAACGCAAUGAUGGAGGCCGACCUCGUAGAAUUAUUGGCUCAAAAUCUCUCCCGACUCGAUGAAGGGUCCGAAACUGAUCGAGCGGGAGUGUACUAUGUGCUAGGUGUAAUGGAAAACCUUGCCUCUCAAACAUCACAUGCGGAGGCAAUUGGCAAUGACGCUGCAAUUUUGCCUUGGAUCCUGUCCCGUAUUCAGCGAAAAGAAGCGACUGUCAGCCAAAACAAACAAUAUGCCGCAGAAAUCCUGGCAAUCCUUUUACAGUCUACCCAAAAGAACCGCACGAAGUUUAUUGAGCUCGACGGCAUCGAUAUCCUCCUCCAGCUGCUCAGUGCAUACCGCAAACGCGACCCAGCCAAUGACUCUGACGAGGAAGAAUAUGUGGAGAAUCUGUUCGACGCCCUCAUCUGCCUAGUCGAGGAAGAUAUAGGGAAAGAAAAAUUUGUGGAGGCCGAAGGAGUUGAGCUUGCGUUGAUCAUGCUUAAGGAAGGCAAGUUCAGUAAGCCACGUGCUUUGAGAGUACUUGACCACGCCUUGGGUGGAUUGGGAGGUGCCCCGGCCUGCGAGCGGUUGGUGGAGGCAGCUGGCCUGAAGACAGUUUUCGGACUGUUCCUGAAGAAGCAAGAGGGCCGAAACAUCGAACAUUUCUUGGGGAUUUUUGCCUCCCUUCUGCGUCUUCUGCCUGGAGGUUCUGCUCCUCGCAUUCGAACCUUGGCCAAAUUUAUGGAGAAGGACUACGCAAGGAUCGAGAAGCUCGUCAAUCUCCGGCGUGACUAUGCUGCGCGUAUUUCACCCAUCGACCAAGCCAUUGAAAAAGAGCGCAGAACGUUUGACAAGGAGGAACAAGAACUGAUGGCUGGCGAAUGGCUAUCGAGACGGUUGGAUGCGGGUCUAUUCUCAUUGCAGACAAUUGAUGUGAUUUUGGCGUGGCUCAUUGCCGAAGAUGAUGGAGCGAAAAAGAAAAUUGUUUCCCUUCUUGCAGACCGUGACGAAGAUUUGUCUCUGGUCCGUGGCACCUUGCAAGAACAAAUCGAAGGUCUUGGGGAGGAUGAACCGGGCCAUAAAGACUUGGAGGACAUGCUGAGCACUCUUUUGCAGUUUGUUUAA